GGGCGAGCGAGCAAAGCCGCCCGUGCGUCGCAUCUUGGAGGCAAGAAGAUGGACAGUUCUUGCGGUCACUUGAGUCUGAAACGCAGGUGAUGGGAUAUGGCCCGCAGAAAGGCCUCAGCAGAGGCGCCAGCGCCGCGCGCUUCGCAAAAGCGCGAUCUGCCAGACGACCCGUACGAAAUACCUGACGAAGCCGAGACUCCGAGACGACGAAGGCGCCCGGGAGCCGCUAGCACUGUCAGUGCAAACCUCGGAGAGGAUAGCCUGGAGGAGGAAGGGGUACGAUCUCCCUUGAACUCGACGCCUGCCAAACGGCGAGGGCGACCUCCCAAAUCCGCAGCGACGGGAACACCCAAAGCUCACGCAACAACACCCACGGCCAGGCGACAGAAACAACCCACAGAAACCCCGGUGAGGCUCAAUGGCACAGAUACUCCAAGUAGACGGAGCAUUGCAGACAGGUCGGCCAGGAGGAAGAGCGCCAGGGCCCUCAUCGACCGGGUGAUUGGGGGGACGGUCAGCGACGACGAGGUGGAGGAAGGGGACAUUGCGCGGGAGAUAUACGAGUCCAGCGAGGAUGAGGAGGCCGAGGCAGACGGACAAGCAGGAGAAGGAGAAGAAGAAGAAGAAGAACAAGAAGUCCAGGAACCUACGACACCUUCGAGGACCCCCGGAAGAAAGCGCAGGACCGCCGGACGGAAGAGGUCCCCCACCCCUCCCCGCGACCUGCCUCCCCACGAGCAGUACUUCUAUCAGAACAAGCCGGGUCUCUCAAAGACGUCCAACAACACAUUAUCAUCCCUCAAUCUUCUUACGCACGAAGAGUACUUCUCCAUCCUACGCCAGCUCAAAGACCCGCACGCCGCGGACGUCGACUUCCUCCGCUCCCUCCACGCCGAGUCCUUCCCCCAGUGGGCCUUCGAGCUCUCCCAGGGCUUCAGCACCUGCCUGUACGGCUACGGCUCCAAGCGCCGCCUUCUCCACGACUUCGCCUCCUACCUGUCCUCCCUCGACCCCUCCCGCACGAUCGUCGUCAUCAACGGCUACGUCCGCACCCUCACCGCCCGCGACAUCCUCACCACCCUCACCUCCGCCCUCCCCCCUUCCCUCGCUCCGGCCAACACCAGCAACCCCGCCGCGGCCCUGCAGGCGCUCCUGGCCAACAUGACCGCCGCCUCCUCUGCCCCCGCCACAACGACGGCGUCGUCCCUCACCGUCCUCGUCAACUCGAUCGACGCCCCGCCUCUCCGGCGGCCCGCCCUGCAGGCCAUGCUCGCCCAGCUCGCCGCCCACCCGCGGGUCCGGCUCGCCUGCACGGCCGACACGCCCGACUUCCCGCUCCUCUGGGACGCCGCCCUGCGCGCGUCCCUCAACCUGCUCUUCCACGACUGCACCACCUUCGCCCCCUUCGCCCCCUGCGAGCUGGAGGUGGUGGACGAGGUGCACGAGCUGCUGGGCCGCCGGGCGCGGCGCGUCGGCGGCAAGGAGGGCGUCGCCUUCGUGCUGCGCAGCCUGCCCGAGAACGCGCGCGCGCUGUUCCGGCUGCUGGUGGGCGAGGUGCUCGUCGCCGCCGAGGAGCACGGGGACGGGUGCGGGGGCGGAGCCGAGGAAGUUGCGGUGGAGUACCGAAUGGUAUACAACAAGGCGGUCGAGGAGUUCAUUUGCAGUUCCGAGAUGGCGUUUCGGACGCUGCUGAAGGAAUUUCACGACCAUCAGAUCAUCACCAGUCACAAGGACUCGAUCGGCACCGAACUGCUGAGCCUCCCUUUUAGGAAAGAGGAGCUCGAGUCGAUUUUGGAGGAAUUGACCUCCUGAUGCCUUGGCAUCUUUACUCCAUAUAUAUAGGCGACCGCGUGGCAUUCGGCGCGGACUUGGAAGCAUUCUCGUGACAGACCUGGGUGCCAUGAACCAAAAAAAUCAGCCUAGCCGGACUACAGACAGCUACAAUGCAUCUCGUUGCACCGGCAAACUCUCACUCUUGAGGGACAUUUUUGUCGAUCAGCCGUGUGAUCUGGAGCCUUUAAAAGGCAACCUUAGUCGCAACAGCCGUCAUGUAAAAAGGGAGUUCGUAGAUGAG
Thermothelomyces thermophilus ATCC 42464 is the source of this 2074-nucleotide messenger RNA. RefSeq lists its product as uncharacterized. Lineage: Eukaryota; Fungi; Ascomycota; Sordariomycetes; Sordariales; Chaetomiaceae. The coding region runs from base 97 to 1812 and encodes 571 amino acids. Gene Ontology annotation, cellular component: nucleus; nuclear origin of replication recognition complex. The record is from RefSeq and is a predicted model, not a curated record. The transcript is spliced from 2 exons. Gene Ontology annotation, biological process: DNA replication. Gene Ontology annotation, molecular function: DNA replication origin binding.